This is a messenger RNA of Pararge aegeria (speckled wood butterfly), 1391 nucleotides long. Its product is annotated as IDLSRF-like peptide. The coding region runs from base 106 to 699 and encodes 197 amino acids. NCBI's taxonomy places the organism in Eukaryota, Metazoa, Arthropoda, Insecta, Lepidoptera, Nymphalidae. The transcript has 5 exons. The record is from RefSeq and is a predicted model, not a curated record. Gene Ontology annotation, molecular function: protein binding.
GGCAGCCGAGUCUAGCGGGCGUGCCAUUAUUCGGGUUCCCUUUGAAUGUUUUCAAAAAUAUUGUGAUCAAUUACACACGGCCGUCUCAACUUAUCAACUAUCGAGAUGUCACCGUGUCGAGUAGCGGCGUGCCUGACAGCUCUAGUGGCGAUGUGCUUCGCGCCGUCACCAGUGCGCUCCCUCGACCUCAACAAGCUGUAUGGACACCAUACAAAACGCUCGGAGUACUGCCACCCGUACGAACCGUUUAAGUGCCCUGUGGACGGUAACUGCAUCUCCAUCCAGUACCUCUGUGAUGGCGCCCCGGAUUGCAUUGACGGCUACGAUGAGGACUCCAAGCUCUGCACUGCAGCAAAACGUCCUCCAGUAGAAGAGACAGCGUCGUUCUUACAGUCGCUCAUCGCGUCCCACGGCCCAAACUACUUGGAAAAACUCUUCGGGAGCAAGGCUAGAGACGCUCUGGAACCUUUGGGAGGCGUCGAGAAGGUCGCUAUUGCACUGUCUGAAUCACAAACUAUCGAGGACUUUGGCGCCGCACUGCACUUGAUGAGGUCUGACCUUGAACACCUCCGCUCAGUCUUCAUGGCAGUGGAGAAUGGAGACCUCGGCAUGCUUAAAUCCCUCGGCAUCAAGGACAAUGAGCUCGGUGACGUAAAAUUCUUUCUCGAGAAGCUAGUAAACACUGGCUUCCUCGACUGAAUAGCGCCGGAGUCAGCCUCUGACUACUACCAUGUCGUCCAAUAUGGUCCCAUCAGCUCCUCAUUCUACAGCUACCUUCCCUACGAAUCCUUCAAGUAUAAGAGGAACUGAGGUUCUUCUUACUCCUUCUAACAGUAAGAAAGAUGCGUGCAUGAAGUUUAUCUCCAAGAAGCACUCGUCCGGGACGGGAACCGUCUUCUACAACCGGCCACGUGGAAACGAUCCCCAUCGGACGAAUGUCUUCCGUUUUAUUUAAUCUUCGCUUGUAACACUUCUGCGAAAUUCCGGAACUCGAUUUUAAAAAUUAAUAUCUAGAAUCUCUGAAAUUAAAUUUCAAAUUGGUAGCGAAACUCCUGCUAGAAUUCUGGCCACCAACUUUGUAGGUCAGAGAAUUUCGUACUGGUGUAUGUGAUUAAUCAAUAUUUCUGAACAUCCAUUUAGAUAUAGAUUAAGAGCAAUAUCUUUUUUCGGGUAGUCGUUAGGAUAAGAUAUUUUUAUUGUUGUAUUCUUUGAAUUCCAGUUUUCAAAACUGGAUUCUUUAUUUUAUGAACAGGAUGUAGGUUCUCGCGUCCGUCAUGCAUACGCUUAAUUGCUAAAUAAACAUUUGAAAGUAAGACUGGUUUUUCGUCAUUCCUUUUCUAGAUGACUUAUUUUACUGACUCCUUUAGUUACGUUUUUCGUUUCGGAAUUUA